Molecule: messenger RNA, 948 nt
Organism: Symbiodinium natans
Lineage: Eukaryota; Dinophyceae; Suessiales; Symbiodiniaceae
Source: the annotation of a GenBank genome assembly
AUGUCGGAAGCACCGUCCGUCACCAACGGGGACAUUGGAAGCCAGGCAUGCCAGACAGACCAGCCAGGGCAGUGCGACAAGUGCGACUUGGAACAGUCGAUGGAGGGAAAAGGGCCACCAGGGCAGGAGGGCAUGGAGGGUAAGCCGAAGCCCAAGUCAGGAGGCCUCCCAAAGAAUCGCAAGAAUCCAAACGCUCGGCCAAAGAGACCUGCGAAAGCAGCCGCAAAAGCGGCAACUCGGCAUGAUGGACCAGUUCGGCAAGGCCCCCAAGGCUUUGGACCGGAAGUCUCCCUACGCCCCCAGCCUUUCUUGGAGAGUGGGCUGGUGCCCCCUUGGAUGCACCCUUGGGGGCCUUGGCCACCACCUGGCAUGAUUCUAGGCCUCCGUCCGUUCUCUCAGGUGCAGCAUCCCGCAGCAGACCUGACCUUUCGACAGUGUGCAGGUUCGCAGCCACAGGGCUCCAAACCAUCACAUCCAACACAAGCUCUGCAACACAGCCAGCCAAAUCAGCUGCAGCAGCGCCUGUGGCACCAGAUGGCCAUGAAUAGGGGGCUGCGAGAUGCGCUGUCAUCUCAAGCUUGCCCAGCUCGACAAGCACCUCCCUCGUCUAUUUGGGACGUGUUCAUUGAUAAUAACUGUGAUCCCGGUGAAUCGCGAAGCUCCAGGGGUUCUUCCUACCCGCAGAAAGCUAUGGAGGACUUGCUUAAACCGUACCUGGUCGCAUCAAGCAUGAUGCGAAAGGACACGCUCACAAACUGCGAAGCUGCUUCAGAAUGCAGCACUGCAGAUACUACUACCACUUCUUGGAUGGCCUUCCAUGCAGAUGAAGCAGCUUUGGCCGAAAGAAUCGCGGCCGUCCUCAUGGAUCGUGAGAGUGCUAGCAUUCCGGGCUCUGAUGUGCUGCCAUCAGCCCCACAAGGCUCAGAUCUUCAAUGCCAGAAGUCAUGA